CCUUCGCUUUAAAUUAUAGAACUGCAAGAUGAAUGUUUUUUGUAAAAGAACAGCGGUUGGACGAUCUCUUAUAAAUGCAUGCUUCAAAAGAGCGUUUUAUCUGUAUUCACCCGAACCUUUCCAUCCGUUAUACGACAGAGUUCCGGAGUAUAAAACUGCCGAGGAGGCAGUCCAAGUGAUACAGUCGGACAGUCGUGUGUACAUCCAUGGUGCUGCAGCAACCCCAGUCAAACUCGUGGAGGCAAUGACAGAACACGGGAAGAAGGCGGGGCUCAGAAAUGUGGAAAUCAUGCAUAUUCAUACAGAGGGGCCUGGCACCUACAAUAAUCCGGAAUAUGAAGGAAUCUUCAGAUCAAACUCCCUGUUUCUUGGAGCUAAUGCCAGAAAAGCAGUCAAUGAGGGAAGGGCAGAUACCAUUCCUAUCUUCCUGUGUGAAAUUCCUCACUUGUUCAGGCGCCGCAUCAUUGAUAUUGAUGUGGCACUUGUUACAGUGGCGCCACCUGAUAAACAUGGAUUCUGUUCACUGGGUACCAGUGUAGACUGUACCAGAUCAGCCAUACAGAAUGCAAGAUACAUUAUAGCUAUGGUUAAUGAACAUAUGCCCCGAACAUUUGGAGAUGGUGUGAUUCACGAGUCUCACAUAGAUGCCAUGGUUGAGCACAGCGAACCACUUAAUGAACUUAGGCGAGGAGCAUUGACGGAGGAGGAAAAGAAAAUCGGCAAACUGAUUGCAGAAAACUUAGUGGUAGACGGGGCAACGUUACAAAUGGGUAUUGGAGCCAUUCCAGAUGCAGUAUUAUCACAACUGGGUCAUCAUAAAAAUCUGGGGGUCCAUUCUGAGAUGUUCAGUGAUGGUGUGGUAGAGCUUGUGGAGAGGGGGGUCAUCACAAACUCCGAGAAGUCCAUUCUGACUGGUCGAUUGGUCAGCAGCUUCUCCAUUGGUACCAAAAUACUCUACAACUUCCUUGAUAACAAUCCCUCUGUAGAAAUGAGAGAUGUGGAAUUCACCAACAAUGUGGCCAUAAUUUGUCAGAAUCCUCGAAUGACUGCCAUUAAUUCAUGUAUUGAGGUUGACCUCACUGGUCAAGUGUGUGCGGACUCUAUAGGAGAAAGACUCUACUCAGGGUUUGGAGGUCAGAUAGAUUUUAUACGUGGUGCUGCUAUUAGUUUAGAUGGCGAGGGAAAAGCCAUCAUUGCAAUGCCUUCAGCCACCAAGAGAGGCGAGAGUAAACUGGUGCCCAUACUAAAGAGUGGGUCUGGUGUUGUAACGACCCGAGCUCAUGUUCACUACAUCGUCACGGAGUAUGGUAUUGCGUACUUGUUUGGAAAGAACCUCCGUCAGCGAGCUUACGCAUUAAUUAACAUAGCCCACCCCGAUCACAGGGAGUGGUUAGAAAGAGAGUCAUUCAACAGACUGAAGUGUAUGCCCUCGCCUUAAAGUAACAACCUGUCCAAUAGACCUUCAUAGCUUCAAAAUUCCCAUCAUUUAUGUCAGAUAGCCCAUGUCAAUAAAUUUAUGGCAACUUUCAGUUUCUAUAUUUAAACUUUAGUACUGAUGGUUGUUUUCAAAAAAAGAUUUCAGUAACUUUUGAUCUUUUUAUUGUUUCAAAUGUUCAACAAUUUAGAGAAUGUUUUAAUUAUAAAUGAAGGAUGAUGUUUCUUUUUCAUGUUUUUGUAAAUGCCAAUACAUUUAAUGAAUUACUGCUGAAUAUGCAGUUAAUGUUGCAUAAUCAAAAAUCAUGUAACUAUGUACCUUUAUUCAGUGAAUGAGUAGAGGAUUGCAGUAAACAAGCUAGAUUUAUUGUUUGGAUAUUUAAUAUGAUUUGUUUAUUGGUGCCAUGGAAACGUUUAAUUGCAGGACAGUUAAACUAUAUUGUACGUUUCAACUUGUUUAAGUUAUGAUAAGUAUAAGAAGUACAUGUAUUUAGUAUAUUCUGGUUUAUUGUUAUAAAAUCAGAAUACUUUUAACCUGAACAUUUUUAACUGAGUAAAAAAAAAUCUAUAUAUUGUACCUUGGACUUUUAUUAUGGGAUAUUUUAUGACUUGCCUAAGUUUUUAAUUAUAUAAUAGUUAUUGCUUGGCAUUUGCUUUUGUUUAUUUAUUGUGUACUUUUGCAUAGUACUGUAUAUUGACAUACAUGUACAUAUGUAUCACAGGCACUUGUUUCGGUAAUAAAUUUUUAACCCAUAGUAUAAUAAUAACACAAGGUAUCUAACUCUGAAUUACACGGAGUACCCCCCUCCCCCAGAAUCGCACUCAUUUACACUUUCAGAGGAAAUACACUGACAAACUGUUUAUACCUAUGUUUUCUACGAUAAUUUAUCUACACAACCAUAUAUGGCAUGCUUGUCUUUAUUUUCUUUAGUCUCCGUAAACAGCGUCAA
Molecule: messenger RNA, 2384 nt
Organism: Saccostrea echinata
Lineage: Eukaryota; Metazoa; Mollusca; Bivalvia; Ostreida; Ostreidae
Product: 4-hydroxybutyrate coenzyme A transferase-like
Exons: 7
Coding region: 29-1438 (469 amino acids)
Biological process (GO): acetate metabolic process
Cellular component (GO): mitochondrion
Molecular function (GO): acetate CoA-transferase activity
Source: RefSeq, a predicted model, not a curated record